UUAUUUCUAUAAAUUUCAGGGUGUGAAAGCAGUCAUCGCCGAGAGUUACGAGAGGAUUCACCGCAGUAACCUUGUUGGUAUGGGUAUCAUACCAUUCCAGUAUUUGGACGGCCAGAAUGCCACCAGUCUCGGUCUGUCCGGUAAAGAAACUAUCACUGUUGAUUUACCACAGAAUUUACAACCAGGUCAAACUGUAGAGGUUAAGGUGUCAGGUGACAAGACAUUCCAAGUGAAAACUCGGUUCGACACGGAGGUAGAGCUUGUGUAUUUCAGAAAUGGAGGCAUCCUCAACUACAUGGUUCGAAAAAUCCUAAACGCUUAGAAAACUUUUCCGGUGCUAAAUCAAAAUUAUUGUACUACAUAUACCAAAUGGAGUCAUGGUUACAUACUAUUUUGUCACUUUAGUGCAAUAACGGAUUUACACCUAUUUAUAGGAAUGAACACGUUAUUGCACUAAGGUGACAAAUUAUCAGUUGCAUGUAUAUCAGCGGAAACUGUAAUAGAACUAGCUCAUCAUUUUUCGCACAUAAUCAGUGAGAUUGGAUUGAUAUUUUCGUUACUUGUAUUAGAUUUAUAUAAUUGUUGUACAUCAUGAAUGAUGUUGUAUUUUGUAACUUGUAUACAUGUUAAUGGUAUUAGAUAUGUAACUGGUUGACUGUAUAAAUGGUGUAAAAUUGAACGGUGGUAUACCUAAUAACUUGUAUUAUAUUUAUUAUUUGUAUACCAUAUAAUUGCUAAUAGUAUAUUUGUGAUUGGUAGAUCUGGUUAACUAUUUGAAUGGUGAAAUAUUUUGUUAACUGUACAAGUGAGUUAUAGUUGGUAAACCUUGUUAAUGCUUUAGCUUUAAAGAUCCUGUAACACAUUUUUUAUGGUUUUAUUUCAUAAAUAUGAUGCUCAAAUUAAGAUUUCUCAUUGCAAGUUCCAAUAAGCAUUAUUUAUAAAGAUAUUAUCAAAUUUAACAUUUCAUGUAAAUAAAGGGAGGUAAUCUAUUUUCUACAUAUUUUAAGUCAAAUUUUCCAACAAGAAAUGAAUGGAUAUAGUUUAUUUAUUACAUAUAAUAUGCACAAACAUUUGAAGUACAUAUUUUACAUAUUCUUCUAUGUUUAAAAAUUGUUUUAUUUGCAUAAUUAUAUACAUAUAUUAUUUCUUGUAAGUGUGGUACACACACAAUAACAAUAUCAAUCACAAAACAUACAGGAUCUUUAAGAAAUACUAUAGAAGUCAUUUGAAGAAAAAGUCGAGAUAAUGUGAUCACUUGCUUGUUGUCAUCAAUCUAUGUGUACUGUUGGAAUGUUUGCUGGGCAGUAGUUUUACAAGGGACAUUAUUGUGAAAGCUUAUAUUUUCUGAGUAAUGCCCCUUUUUUAAGUUUCGAAUUUUAUUUUCAAUGCUCUUGUCAUAACAAUGUGAUUACUGGUACAAUUACUGGAAAUUUUCUUCUCUGUAACAGAUGUAUUACUUUAUUGAUAACUGAUUAGAUUAUUGUGUUUGUGGUUGCUGUGCUGUGCUGUACAGCCAGUAAAAAGACAGUGUUUGAAUUAUUGUACGCAAGUGUUGUCAGUUGUAAAUGUUAAAGAAUGGUUCUUUGUAAUGAAGUGUUGGCUUUAAUCUUAAAUUAAGACUGAUUUAUUUUGAUUGCAAAUGUUUGUUAGGAAGAAUGAUAAUACUUAACAAUGACCUUGAUUUUUGUAGCAUUAUAACUUCUUUGAAAUAAAUGAUUGUUUAAAAUUUUUAAAAUGCAAAAUAUGAGUAUGUUUGUCAGUGUGUGCCUUUGUUGAUCAUGUUGAAAAAUAGCCAACUUAUUCAUUGGUUACAAAUUGUAGAUUCAAGUUUUUAAAUUGAAUUUGUUGAUUCUUAAACAUAAACCCUUUCA
Molecule: messenger RNA, 1871 nt
Organism: Ruditapes philippinarum (Manila clam)
Lineage: Eukaryota; Metazoa; Mollusca; Bivalvia; Venerida; Veneridae
Product: cytoplasmic aconitate hydratase-like
Exons: 2
Coding region: 80-322 (80 amino acids)
Biological process (GO): tricarboxylic acid cycle; citrate metabolic process
Cellular component (GO): cytosol; mitochondrion
Molecular function (GO): 4 iron, 4 sulfur cluster binding; aconitate hydratase activity
Source: RefSeq, a predicted model, not a curated record